Molecule: messenger RNA, 1256 nt
Organism: Puntigrus tetrazona (Sumatra barb)
Lineage: Eukaryota; Metazoa; Chordata; Actinopteri; Cypriniformes; Cyprinidae
Product: scavenger receptor cysteine-rich type 1 protein M130-like
Exons: 7
Coding region: 1-912 (303 amino acids)
Cellular component (GO): membrane
Source: RefSeq, a predicted model, not a curated record
AUGUCAGAGGAGGAGAGUCAUAAAUCUCAUCAGAGUCUUCUGACAUGUUCUACCUCUCCAUCUCCAUACCAGAGACAGUGUUCAAGUCAUGUUCCUCUCAGACUGAGUGGAGGUAAGGGCCGGUGCUCUGGGAGGCUGGAGGUGUAUCAUAACGCUGUGUGGGGCUCAGUCUGUGAUGAUCAGUGGGACAUCAGAGAUGCUCAGGUGGUCUGCAGACAGCUGGGUUGUGGAGCAGCACUGAGGGCUGAUGGGAAUUCAGUCUUUGGUGCUGGUGAAGGUGUUGUGUGGAUGAACAGAGUCGAGUGCAGAGGGAAUGAGAUUCACCUGUGGGACUGUCCUCUCUCCCUGAAAAACCACACUGACUGCUCCCACAAAGAGCACGCUGGACUCACCUGUGCAGAUGUUUCAGAUGUGUCAGUGUCCUCUACUCCUGACACAACAACAUCAGUUUCUCCUCCAGUGCGCUCAACAUCAGUCUCUCUUUCACAAACUCCUCCAGCAGAGUCUCUCUCCGUCUCCCCAGAGCUUGUGAUUGUUCUGGGAGUUGUGCUCUUACUGCUCUUAGUGCCACUGCUUAUACUGAUUCAGCAGAACAGAGUGAUGAGGAGAGCUCUCUCUAAGAGGAGACACAGGACGACGACUGAGGCCGUUUAUGAGGAGAUUCAGCACAAACCUAUUAGUAGACACAGUCUCUUCACUCAGAGGGUGUCUGAUGGUUCAAGACAAAUCUCCAUAACAGGAAGUGUUUCUUCUUUAGAACAACAUUCUGGAUAUGAAGAUGCUGAUGUGUCUCUCUCAGAUGGUUUAGCAGACAACUAUGAUGACGUUGUCAUUAUACCACAGUUCUGCAAUGAUAAUGCAGACUAUGAUGAUGUAGAGGAUGUGCGAAGAAAACAUGAAGGGACUGAAUAACUAACAGUACACCCACUGCCUCAAAUCCUCAAUAUGCUCUAUGUGUUAGCUGCAGUCAAAUUAUGCGUUACAUUUUGUAUAAUAUGUACUAAUUACCUUUAACCAGAAAAAAAUAUUUUGCUUCAUGACCUUUUCAGUAUUAAAUUUAAUUUGUAUUUCCAGAGGUUUAUAGAUUUUUGUAUUCCCAUUGUAAGCUUUCAAUUGUGUAUACUAAUUUGAGAGAGCAAAAAAAUAAAUGAAAAAACACAAAAUAAUUUUGUGUGUAAUUAAUAGUUUAAUAGUUAUGAUUGUAGUGUUUUUACUCAUUUCUCUGUCUUUUAACAUUUCACAGCACCUUUAACUCA